Messenger RNA from Penicillium taxi, 1821 nucleotides. RefSeq lists its product as uncharacterized. The transcript has 8 exons. Bases 1 to 1821 code for a protein of 606 amino acids. Lineage: Eukaryota; Fungi; Ascomycota; Eurotiomycetes; Eurotiales; Aspergillaceae. Gene Ontology annotation, cellular component: membrane. The record is from RefSeq and is a predicted model, not a curated record. Gene Ontology annotation, biological process: transmembrane transport. Gene Ontology annotation, molecular function: myo-inositol:proton symporter activity.
AUGGACGAAAAGAAGUUGGCGGACACGCCCUUUCACAAGGAGAAUGUCACUCCGGUGAUACCCUCAGAUGGCCAUGCUGUUGCCCUCAACAUUAUCCAGAACCCUUUAAUACGUAGCACCAAGGAACAAGUCGUCGCUGAUGCCCGGACAUUUGCAGAGUCGAACAACAUGUCCGAGCACGCAGAACUAUUUGGUCGUGCCGCGCUCGUUGCGAGAGAACCUAGUAGUUUUGAAGGCUUUGCCGAGCUUGACGAACAGGAGAUAGAUGCACUCAUCUAUGAGAGAGACCACAAAUGGCACGGCCCCUGGAUGCUCUGGUAUGCAAUCUCUCUCUGUGCCAUCGGAGCCGCUACUCAGGGAUGGGAUCAGACUGGAUCCAACGGAGCCAACUUGUCCUUCCCAGAGGAGUUUGGCAUCAAUGGUACUGGUAGAGAUGAGUGGAUUGUCGGUGUCGUCAAUGCCGUUAUCUUCUUGACCGCCGGCAUGGUUGGAGCCUUCAUCGUCGAUCCCCUGAACCACUACCUCGGCCGAAGGGGUGAGAUCUUCCUCACAGCCUGCUGCCUGACUGCCACUCCAAUCGGCUCCGCCUUCACACAUUCGUGGCAGACUCUGUUCGCCGCACGCUUUGUGAUGGGAAUCGGAAUCGGCGCCAAGAACGCGACGGUGCCCAUUUACUCAGCCGAAAUGGCUCCCGCUAGAAUUCGCGGUGCCCUCGUCAUGUUCUGGCAAUUGUGGGUGGUCGUCGGUAUCUUCCUGGGCUUCUGUGCCAAUGUCAUUGUGAAAGACACCGGUAAAAUUGCUUGGCGUCUCCAGCUCGGCUCGGCAUUCAUCCCCUCAUUCAUCCUUGGCAUUGGUAUCUUCUUCUGCCCCGAGUCCCCUCGCUGGCUUAUGAAGAACAAUAGACAUGCCGAGGGAUUCGAGUCAAUGCAGCGCCUGCGAGCACACCCCAUCAUCGCUGCACGUGACUUCUACUACUCCUAUGUCAUCUAUCAUGAGGAACUCAAGGAGGCGCAAGGAGCAGGAUACUUUUCCCGUAUGUGGGACUGCUUUGCCGUGCCAAGAAUUAGACGCGCCAACUAUGGAGCAUCAACCGUGAUGAUUGCGCAGCAGAUGUGCGGAAUAAACAUCAUCUCGUUCUACAGUUCAACUAUCUUUGAGAAUGUUGGCUACACAGCGACACAAGCCUUGUAUGCUUCCCUUGGCUACGGUGCCAUUCAAGUCGUGUCGACUAUCCCAACCCUUUUCCUCAUCGAUAGCAAAGGCCGACGGACCCUGACAUUGAUUACUUUCCCCUUCAUGUGUGUAUUCCUACUGGCAGCAGGUCUAUCUAUGUUGAAAACGGAUGGUACUCGCGGCGAACAAAUCGGACCAGUCGUUUUAUUCAUCUACCUCUUCACCAUCGCCUACUCUCUAGGCGAAGGACCAGUCGCUUUCCAGUACUCAGCCGAGGUGUUCCCCACCAUCCAGCGAGAGCAAGGAAUGGCCUGGGCCGUGUGUAUCAACAACACCUUCGCCGGUAUCCUCAGUCUAACAUUCCCCCGAAUGAAGACCGUCAUGACGCCCACCGGAGCAUUCGGGUUCUACGCCGGUCUCAACUUGAUAGCAUGGUUUCUGAUAUUCUGCUUCGUCCGAGAAACGAAGCGGCUAACCCUGGAAGAACUGGAUCAGGUCUUCUCCGUUCCUACAAAAACAUACAUCCAUUACGAACUGACAGUUUGGCUUCCGUGGUUUAUCAAGCGAUAUGUCUUUUGGCAGAAAAUCCCCCGUCCUCCCCCGAUUAUUGCGACUGCCGAGGAGGUCAGGGCUCAUGGUCCUUUAUAA